Messenger RNA from Brienomyrus brachyistius, 2032 nucleotides. Its product is annotated as death-associated protein kinase 2-like. Gene Ontology annotation, biological process: positive regulation of apoptotic process; protein phosphorylation; intracellular signal transduction. Gene Ontology annotation, cellular component: nucleus; cytoplasm. The transcript has 12 exons. The coding region runs from base 536 to 1609 and encodes 357 amino acids. Lineage: Eukaryota; Metazoa; Chordata; Actinopteri; Osteoglossiformes; Mormyridae. The record is from RefSeq and is a predicted model, not a curated record. Gene Ontology annotation, molecular function: protein serine/threonine kinase activity; ATP binding.
AUGUAUUUCUUUAGACGUAAGAUCUAGUUAAAAGUAAAUCUCCGUUCCUCUCAUGAUUCAGGUUAAUCAGCGUCAUGUCCAGUGAAGUAUGUGGAAGUAACACGUAAAGUCGGAGUGACACAGAAACAUGCCUACAUUACCUUAUAUGGGAACAUUUGCUUUUCAUCGACUUCCAGGUUUAACGUUCAGUCUGUAAGUGGUUGCUGUGUCACGUUGCUAUGUGGUUACUAUUAUUUGCUGAUAUGUAACUGAAAGGAAUGUAACUUAGAACAAAUGACAUACCAGGCAAAUUCUACAGGAAACGGGCGGAGUUUAUUUUAAAGGUGCGCACUUAACUCCUUGUCGCUGCGCCUGAAAGAGUAGUUCGCAGGUGGCACUUGUACAUACUAGGAAAACGAUUUUUUUUUAUACGACGGAUUAAUUUUAAAUUACCUCCCACACUCGUAUUUUCAAAGGCAUGGAAGCACACUGGUGUAGCAUGGGAGGACAGUGAAUGAUCAUAAAGUAAGGAGGACACUAAGAACAAAAGAUCAGCAUGUCGGUCUUCAGACUGGAGAAUGUGGAAGAUUUCUAUGAAAUUGGUAAAGUGAUUGGCAGUGGAAACUUUGGGCAGGUUCGGGAUGUGCGAGACCGGUCCUCUGGGACUCACUGGGCGGGAAAAUUUCUGAAGGUGAAAAAUGACAGUGGCCCAGGGCUGGACAGGAGGAGGGUGGAAGAGGAAGUGGGAAUUCUACAGGCCCUGCAGCAUGAGAAUAUCAUGGCCUUGUGGGAUGUGUUUGAGGGAGCAGGAGAGCUGGUGCUCAUCAUGGAGCUAAUUACUGGGGGAGAGCUAUUUGACUUUAUAGCUGAGAAGGAGCAUCUUUUGGAAAGUGAGGCCAUCGUAUUCAUCAAGCAAAUCCUACAGGGAGUCAAGUACAUGCACAGCAAGCAGAUCGUGCACUUUGAUCUCAAGCCUGAAAACAUCAUGUUAUCAGACAAAAAGGUACCUUUCCCCCAAAUCAAGAUAAUCGAUUUUGGGCUUGCUCAGUACCUUACACCAGGAGUGGGGUACAGGAGCAGUUGUGGUACACCUCAGUACAUUGCACCAGAGGUGAUUCGCUAUGAGCCCUUGAGUUCAGCAACAGACAUGUGGAGUAUUGGUGUUAUAACCUACAUACUGCUGAGUGGUAUGUCCCCCUUCCAAGGAGAUACAGAUGAGGAGACAUUAAAGAACAUUGUAACAAUGAACUAUGAAAUUGAGGACAGAUAUUUUCCAGACACCAGUGAAAAUGCUAAGGAAUUUAUCAAGAAUCUGCUGGUGAAUGAUCAGAGUGGGAGGAUGACUACUGAAGAGUGUCUUCAACACCCCUGGAUCAAGCCUCUCUCAAGGGCACAGCAAAAAAUAAGAAAACGUUCUUCCAUCAACAUGAAGAACUUCAAGAAAUUCAAUGCCAAGAGGAAGUGGAAGCUGUCCUAUAACAUGGUGUUGAUAUGUUACCGCCUAAACCAGCUACAUUCUUUACGCCAGAAGGCAGCUCAGGGAUACUGGGAGCAGAAAGCAGACAGUGACCAGGAGGAGGCACUGGCCAAGCCAGUUUCCCUGAAUCUCCAAAGAUGCAACAGCAGAUAAUCAUGGGGACUGAGAGAUUGCGAGAAGACUGCUGUCCUCCUUGGAUGGGUGUGGCAUGUACCAAAAUGAAGUGACUGUACUUUGUGUUUAAGUAGCAGGAAACCAGCUUUUCUGGUGUUUCAUAUCAGCCACAUUCUCUGCACAGUUUACAGAAUGUAUUAGACUAGUUUACUCCCAAAUGUCUUCAGCGUGAUCAGUGAUAUGUGGCUAAUGAGUUAUUGGCAAUUUCAGGAUGUAUGGCAUUGUGAGAGGUUGGAUAAACGUGAGUAUUGUAGUUUAGCAUGCCUUAUGUAAUAUACAUUAUGACAUAAUUGUUGUAACAUAAUUGUUAGUAUUGUGACACAUUAAGAAUGCCAUAAUCUAUUUUAAUAAUUCUGUUCUUUCUGCCCUUUAUUUAUUUAAAAUAAAAUGUGUGCAAAUGUA